AACAAAAAUUAUUUUACAGAUCCACAAUCAUUUUACUGGGUGAUAAUGACGCUUUCUAUAUUUAAUGUGUUAUAUUUGAACACAAACAACAAAAAUGAAUACAUCAAAAAUCAAUAUAUAUAAUAUAUUUGGAAUUUCUCUAUGGUUUAUAAUGGCAAUAAUUAUUAAUUACACAGUGAUAACUAAAUCGUCUGACAUAGAAAAAAAUAUAAACGAAACUGAAGUAUUUUAUUAUGAAAUUCAACCGGAACUUUUUAAUUGGACAAAUGGAAUUGAUGGUAAUAUGUUUAAUUACACACCUUCAUUACAAAAUUAUCCAGAUUUACCAUAUUGGAUACAUUAUAAAUUUAAUGAAAAAAAUAAAUUCGGAUAUAUUUAUGGUACUCCACCUAUUUCAUCUGAAAAUCAAAUCAAGGUAAUUACAAGAAUCUAA
Messenger RNA from Daktulosphaira vitifoliae (grape phylloxera), 433 nucleotides. RefSeq lists its product as uncharacterized. Lineage: Eukaryota; Metazoa; Arthropoda; Insecta; Hemiptera; Phylloxeridae. The record is from RefSeq and is a predicted model, not a curated record. Gene Ontology annotation, molecular function: calcium ion binding. Gene Ontology annotation, cellular component: sarcoglycan complex; membrane. Bases 95 to 433 code for a protein of 112 amino acids. The transcript has 2 exons.